Molecule: messenger RNA, 5329 nt
Organism: Phycodurus eques (leafy seadragon)
Lineage: Eukaryota; Metazoa; Chordata; Actinopteri; Syngnathiformes; Syngnathidae
Exons: 5
Coding region: 1-822 (273 amino acids)
Biological process (GO): apoptotic process; positive regulation of apoptotic process; negative regulation of autophagy
Cellular component (GO): myosin complex
Source: RefSeq, a predicted model, not a curated record
AUGCCCCCGCCCCCGCCGCAAGGGUCAGCGACCACGCGCGGCAUUUUUUCGCUGUCGCUACGCAUCCGUCACGUUCACCCGGAAGAGGCGUGGCCUCCGACCAAGGCGGGCGGAGCCUCCAGGAGCUGGGCAAAACACAAGCCCCCCGCCCGCCUCGCGCAAACGCAAACACGCCGCAAGACGAGCGGAACUAACGCCAGUCUGUUGGAAAAAGACAACAAAACGAGCCCACCUGUCAACAUAGCACCCAUUGGCACGGAAAGCGCGUUUCCUGGCGGGAAUUUACCGCUGAGGCGUCUGAUGGACGAUGAAGAGGAAGACACGUCGCGGCCCACCUCGCAGCUCCGGGGGACCGCCUUCGGGGACUUCAAGUACGAAGAGCGGGCCGCGCAGAUCGCGUCUCGUCGGACCCCCGCCGUCAUCGCCGCCGACGAGCGCAACAGCGUCGCCUCGCGGAUGCGGCGUCGGGUUCCCUUUCACGGCAACGCCGCGCUGCUCUUGCACUUGCCCGCGCAGUUCGAGCCCCUGGAGGACCGGGGAGCGAGGCGGGCCGCCGCGGCAGGGGAAGAGAGGCGGCGGCGGGAGGAGGAUGACCGGCUGGCGGAGAGGCCCGGCCGGCGGCGGGCGGCGUUGAGCCCGGAGACGCAAAUCGGACAAAAACUCCGGGAGAUCGGAGACAAGUUCCAGCAGGAUCACGUUGACCUGUUCCUGGGGCAGCAGAGACAAAACUUGCCCGUCUGGAUGCGCCUCACCGUGGCCCUGUUUGGCUUCCUCUUCCCCAGACCGCCUCCAGUCCCUCGGCUGAGGGGCGAGCACAGAUGAAGCGCCGGUCCCGCCCCCGGCCCCCGUUUAGCCCCUCGCCCCCCGAGCACCGCUUCGUUCUCCCCUCACUGUAACGGGACCAGACUUUUUAGAGAUGGCACUGUAAGAUUGAACACGGGUUUCGGAGUUUUGUUUUUAUGAAGAAGAGAUCAAGAAAAAACUCUGGUCACCGCUGGACGGAGACUGAUGGCAUUUGGGUUUUUUUUCUCCCCCUCAUAUUUUCCCUCUUUUUCUUGUUCAAGAAGAAGCCAUUGAGUUUGAAGAGCUAUUUUGGAAAUACGACUUGUAAGAUGACCUAUUUUGUACAGCUUUUUUCUUUUUUUUUUUCAAAUUUGUUCUCGGAGGUGAACUCUCAUCAUCAGUCCCGGGAAUGCCUUACGAUUCUCUCCCGCCACUGCAUCGAGGAAGAAGAAAAAGCGUGGACGGGGGAAAAAACGCCGCCACACUAGUUGUUUUGUUGCGUUAUUCCUCAAAUAAUAAGAACCUCGACUUCCCUUUUUGACGGUUUCACACUGGCUAAUUUGAUCGCGUAUCGCCAGCCGACCGUCACCGCUCUCGUCCGCCAGCCGCCUACUUGAAGUGACGCCGAUGUGACACCAUUUUGCAAGCGGGGAAGCGUGCAGUCAGGGAAACACGUAAACAAUCACGACCAUGGGGAAGUUUUUGGGUGACAAAACUUGUCAGGACAAUCUUUUUACGCGAGAGGAUGAGCAAUAUUCCAAAAACAUAAAUCGACAUCACUUGAAGCGGGGUACACACAUAUCGAUAACUGAUUAGAAAACUGUGGGACAACCCACACGUGACGAGGAAACCAUACCGUGAGAGUUCUUAUGGCUCUUAUCGCGGGUGGAGUACACAACACGUCACGUGCGUCAUGAUAUUUCCACUGCUAACGUGUAUUUGCAGAGGUUCAACUAAGAAAUGCGCCGUGAGCGAUGCUACCUCACAGCAUGUUUAGUGUUGAACUUUCGUCAUUCACUCCAUGAACUCCGUCAUCUUUUCUCACGAUCGCGACACACACGUUCUGCUACCUACCGCGACACAUACUCACUCUGUUUAUAGCAAACGUAUAGAUACACACUCUGUUGGAGUGUGGGGUGCUUAAACUGGUCCAACGUCCGACGUCUUGGCAUUUCUCUCCUUCGUAAUCGAAGUGACAAGCCGAGAUUCACCGCCUAAUCUUGAUCUUAUAUUAAAAAGUUGUGCUGAUCUCAAAUCCAAAGCGAUGCAAAGCUGCCAUCUACAUGGUUCUGUCGCUCAUUACGUUGGUUUACAAAGCUGACUUUCACAGACCGUCUUGCACGACUUCCCAUUUGAAAAACGUACUUGACGAAUAUAUACGUGUGUGUGUGUGUUUAUACAUACACACACAUACAUCGGUGGGAGUAACCGGUUGGAUUCCAGUUGACGAAUAUAAAUGUCCACGGCAGUGAAGGAGUUAAUUAUGAGUCUUAGAAGUGGGAGUACCAAGACUGACAUGUGAGAGGCGCCAUUGUCCAGACUGCAGGAAAAUACAAGAAGAUAAGUAGUAGUAGAAGAAGAAAGUGUUAGCAUCUCUGGGAAGUAGAUUGCUCUUUGAAACUCUGAUUCUCGGCCCCGGCCGAUUUGCGAUAAUCGUAAACGCUGAACAGGGUUAGCAUUUACGAUUGCCAGCCUCAGUAAUCGCUCAGGAUAAUCUUUCAGAAGCAUCCGACAAUCAGGAAAUGGUUACCUCGACCGCAAGAGAGAGAAAAAAAAUGUUCCGAUUAGGCCGAAUUAUCGGUAAAUGUGUACCCUGCUUAAUCCGAUGAUCUCUUUGCAACUGUUUGGGUUGAGGUCACGCAGAUGAUGUCCACUCGGUUUGUUGUACACACGUACGAAGUUUUGAGCAAUUUCUUCUGCCACCGGUGAACCAACAACAGCUUUUGUACAGUUUGUGGUUCCACUUUACGACUAAAUUCUUGAGUCUUGGGGGGCACUACUUCUCAACUAGCCGCUACUCGAUUUUUGUACUACUUCCACUCUUUAAAUGUUUCAAUAAUAUCCUGUUUACAUCAAGUUGUACCUGGUAUGGCUCUUUAGUGAAACCCAUGAAAAGCACGUUUUUAUAAUUCCUUGUUAUUCACUGGAUUGAAUCAUAGAAUUUGUUUGAAAUAUUUUUCAUUCUCGACUCGACUGUUGAAAAUAUACGUUUUUUUUUGUUUUUUUUUCAAUGUCUUCUGCCCUGAUUAUCAUUCAUCAAUUUUUGGACAAGGGAGCAAUUUCAUGUAAAAUUCUUAAUUUGCCAAAGAAGUGUUUAGUGUCUUCUAAAGGCACUCCAAGGGUGUGGUGCCUUGAGAUACAAGUUUACUUUGUUCUGUGACUGUGCUUGUAUGUCAAAAUUCUUGUAUCUCAAAUUCAUGCUUUUAUCCGAAGACUAAAAAAUAAAAAUUAAAAAAAAUGGGCAAGCGACAGUUCGGAAGUCAAGUCUUGGAAGUCAAGGCACUCGUAUGUCAAGGCACUGCUGUAUUUUUGAGAUUGUUUUGUAAACACACUGACUGAGUCUGUAAAUAUUUGGAAAGUCAAAAUAUGAUCCCGAUAUUUGCUGAAGGAAAUUCAGUCAAAUGAAAUUCGGUAGGAAAAAAUUCAGUCGGAUGCCCAUCCCUAAUCGACGCAACAAGUUGGACAUAUUCUUUUGCUUUUGUGUUGAAAAUGAACGUUUAAAGACACUGAUGACUUUUUUUGUCAUUAUUUUAGUUUUUGGAGGGAGUAGUUGACAGCCUGAUGCUUUUUUAUUAUUAUUUUCUUUGAUUGGACAAAGCGAGACCUCCGUGUUUGGUUCUCCGAGAUCCGCGCUGUUUGUUUCCUGCAAACACCGAACGCUGAGGCAAUUCGGACUUUUAACGCCGUCUUUCCCUUUAGCCUAGCUUAACACGGCCGAUCUCCCGGAACGGAUAUUUCUUAAUUUAUUUGCUUAUUUAUUUUUGGAGUAUAUUUGCGGCUGUACAGCAGCUAGCUCGGUGUAUACGGUCAAAGUCGUCGAUUGAUGCGCGUUGGGCCGUGCGCUGGAGGCGGGGCCUGUGUGACGAGGUGGGACUCGAGCAGAGGCGGGCAACCUUUGACCUUUUUGGGGCCUUUUUAAUUUUUGGGAUAUUCCUCAUAGAGCUAUACUAAAUUUAUCAUAGUGACCAUUUUUUUUUCUCCUAUUUCAACUUUAUUCUCAUAAUAUUGCAAUUUCAAUUGUACGUUCCCCCCCACCCUAAUUGUGUUACGUCUUUAUUUUUGAGCUCCUAUAUUCCCCCCGUAAUAUUACAACGUCAUUCACAUAAAAUGCAGUCGAUUUUUCCCCCUGGUAAUAUUACGUCAAUAUUUUUGUUUAAAAAAAUUCUCGUACGUUUUUUAAAAUUGUAAUAUUAUGACUAUUGCUGUAAUUGCAUUUACAACUUCAUUUUCCCCGACAUAAUUUUUUUUCAUGUAAUAUUUCUAUUUCUUUUGUAUAAAAUAAAAUGAAAAUUUAAGCCGUAAUAGAAUGCUAUACUAAAUUUAGGACAGUGACAAGUUUUCCUCUGAAAGCCAUACGGAGCUUACGACAACUGGUGCAUUUUGGGGGCUUUUCAAAACGUAUUUUGUUGUUGUUGUUGUUUUUUUUUGGGGCCCCGAGCGUGGCAGGUUUGACCCCCCGACGCCCCCUACCCACGCCAGCCGGACUAAAGCCAUGUGCCUCGCGCGCGUUCUCCCUGCCGAGUCCCGACAAACUCAACGGACAAUCAAAUCUGUACGAAAACGUGCCUUGUGACGAAGACGACUGCUAGCGUCGUCUUCGUCGUUCGAUUCUCAACCGCGGUGUCGCAACCGGCGAGGCACGGACAACUUUUCGCCACGAUUUUUGACUGUUUGCUCUCAAUGUGCACUGUACAAACAAACAAAUGUGGUUGUUGUUGUUGUUUUUUUAUUGACUUGUUUCUACUCCCGUGCUGAACUUCCUUCCUGCUCUUUUUGUAACACUCUGGACGAGGAGGAAUGAGUCACCACCGGUGCCCAGUAUUACGCCGCCGUCUUCUUUUAAGUUGAGCCUUCAGUGUCUUUUUGAUAUCACUUCAGGAGAACGAGUGCAUCGAAACUGUCAAGUGCUGUGAUUUGCUGUUGUUUUUUUUUUUGGUUUCGUUUUAUUCAAGUUAAAUGAGAAUUUGACACAAUUUGUAUUGAGGAUUUUUCAAUUUUUCUAAGACAAAAAGAGCAAACGAAACCACUCGGAUGCGCUUUUUGUUUUCCCUCCGAUGGCUUUUUUUCAAUGUUGUGGCAUUUUUGGAAAAUAUUUGAAGACAUUUUGGAUAAGUCUGCUGUGUCACUCAGUUGAAGGGCUUUUUUUCAAUAGCUGUAAAUGAAGUUUUUUAAAAAAAUGCAUGUCCAACAUUCCUGAUUAUAAGAUGAAGAAAAAAAACAAUCUGUAUCUAAAGUUUUUUUUUGAAUGUAAUUAAAUGGAGUAGGAAAGUCAAGUCUGUCCAUACAUGAACUGAACAGUAGAGCAUCUUUGUUUUGUUUUUCUGGC